AUAAAUUAAAUUAAGUGUAAAAACUAAAAGUUUUCAAAAAAAAAAUAAAAUGAUUAAUACCGCAAAUAACAUGUUGUUUCCGCAAAACUUUUCGGUAAACUUUUCGACGCCGACAACAAAAAUGGGACAACAAUUACAACAACAGCACCAACAACAACUGCAGCAACAAAUGUUGACCAGAAAGUUGUUGACCACUAAUUUACCGCACAAUAUAACCGAUAACAACAACAACAACAACUCGACAGCAAAUCAAUUGCCAUUAAAUGUCGUGACGACUACCGCCAACACCAACACCGCAGCCAACAAUACCUACUCGUCGUCGUCGUCCACAACUAACACCAAUCCGGACAACAUUGACCAGUGUUUUAGCCAUUGGUUUACGCAUACAUCCAACCCUACGGAGACGGCACCGGUACUGACGGCGUCGGCGGUGGUAAACCAAUUAAAACUUGAGGACCGAUUGGUGGUAAACGAGUGCGAGGACAGCGGUUUCAAUACAUGCUAUUCGGCGCAAUCGUCGCCACAGUUGUCGCCGAUAAGCAACUCUAGCUAUACCCGUAUGGACAGUACGGCCAACGGUUCGCCAUUUGACGAUUAUACGCCAUUGAGUUUUCAAGGAGUGGCCACUUCGGCCAACUGGAGUCUGGAUGCUAUACUACCGACUGGUGGCGGCGGCGGCGGCCUAUCGUUUGCUGCCAAAGAAAUUAAAUUAUUUUCCGAUUAUCCAUCAAAAUCAGCGGACGGUUCCCGCGAACUACGUAUUGUUAAACAACCCGAAGCGCAUCACAGGGCCCGGUAUAUGACGGAAGGAUCGCGCGGUACUAUCAAAGACCGUACGGGUCGAUCGUAUCCGGCCGUCCAGUUGUUCGGCUAUGCGAAGCCGGGGCCACCGCCGGCGGUUAAGAUGCAAUGUUUUAUCGGUCACGACACCAAUCUCGGUCAGCCGCACCUGUUUUAUCAGGCCUGCGAAGUCAGCGGUAAAACACCGUAUAAGAUGACCAAAGUUGACGGUUUCAAUGUCAUCGAAUUGGAACUGUCGGGUAAACAUCAAUACCUGUCGGUCCUCGACUGUAUGGGUAUACUAAAGGAACGGAACGUUGAUGUCGAGCGAAAGGUUCUCAGAUCGCGCCGACGGAUCGGCGCCGCCGGCGGUAGUAAUCGGCUGAUGACGACUGCAUCGGAAGAAGCGAAAGUCAUACGGUCGACAAAUAAGGCCCGAUCGACACACUGUCGACUAGUAUUCCGGUGCCAAUUGCCCGAUACGGGCGAAAUCCUACAGUCCAUCAGCGAACCGAUUCUGUGUACACAACCGCUCGGGUCGCCCGAAAUCUAUAAGAUGUCGACCAGCGAGUCGGACAUCAAAGGCGGUAACGACCUGUUUAUUAUUGGCAAAAAUUUUCACAAAGAUUCAAAAGUGGUAUUUACGGGUACUUCGGGUGGUUCGGGGGGUUCGGGUGGUUCGGCACAAACAACCGGUUGUUGGCGUAAAGUCGUACAACCGAUGAAAGAGUUUCUGAAUGCUACGCAUCUGGUCUGUCCGAUACCCGGUUACGAUGGCCCGGACGGCAAGUAUCAAUCGGUUAUCAGUGCCGAGGUUACUGUCCAUUGCGAUCAUAAGUCAUCGGAACCGAUAAAAUUUAUAUAUAAAAAUCAAUUACCACAACAACAACAACACCAACAACACCAUCAUCACAGUCAACAACAAUCACUACUUCACUGUCAAAUACAGUCAUCAUCGACACCAUUGAUGAGACACCAACACCAUCAGCAACAACACCAACACCAACGGGGAAAACAUUUGUAAAUUUAAGAAAAAAUAGAUAUAUUUUUGAAGGACAGUUGUCUCUCUGAUGGUGGUGUGUGUGUGUGUGUGGUGUCUGUCCUCUAAUGGCCAC
This is a messenger RNA of Oppia nitens, 1895 nucleotides long. Its product is annotated as nuclear factor of activated T-cells, cytoplasmic 3-like. Gene Ontology annotation, cellular component: transcription regulator complex. Gene Ontology annotation, biological process: regulation of transcription by RNA polymerase II. The record is from RefSeq and is a predicted model, not a curated record. Gene Ontology annotation, molecular function: RNA polymerase II cis-regulatory region sequence-specific DNA binding; DNA-binding transcription factor activity, RNA polymerase II-specific; transcription factor binding. The coding region runs from base 50 to 1804 and encodes 584 amino acids. The transcript has a single exon. NCBI's taxonomy places the organism in Eukaryota, Metazoa, Arthropoda, Arachnida, Sarcoptiformes, Oppiidae.